GUCGCGCGGCUCCAUUGUUAGACAGCGCCUGAACCUCUCGGAGGCGGGGCAGCCGGCGUGCCGGGGCGGAGUCGCAGGUGACUCCAUACCAAGAAGGAUGAGCUGUGGCCACUGGAGGGCAUCGGAUGGAGGACACAGAGGAGGCUGCCAAUGAUCCUGAGAAUGCUGCUGUUGCCAAGGGCAUACCUGCUUCCUUUUCCAAACCUGAUGAGUCUGGUUUUGAGGGAGUCAUCUCUUCCUCACCAAUUUUAGACCUGAGUCAAAGAGGCCUCUGCCAUUUAGGAGAGUUAUUUAAAGUUCCCACCCUUCAACAAUUACACCUGCAGAGGAAUUCGCUCAGUGAGAUUCCGAAGGAUUUCUUCCAGUUGCUGCCCAACCUGACAUGGCUGGACCUCCGUUACAACAAGAUCAGGGCCCUUCCAUCAGAGAUUGGCUCUCACAGACAUUUGAAAACUUUGCUUUUAGAAAGAAAUCCUAUCAAAACAUUACCCAUUGAGCUAGGGCAGGUCACUACACUGAAGGCACUGAACCUGAGACACUGCCCUCUGGAAUUCCCACCUCACCUGAUCGUGCAGAAAGGCUUGGUAGCCAUCCUGACCUUCCUACGGAUCUGCUCGGUGGAGAAUGCCUUCCCUGGAAAAGUCUCCGCCAUUAAGAUGGUCUUCAGUGACCUUCCGUACCCUGUGCUGCCUCAGCCCCAUAAAAGCACGUCCAGUGAGAAAGGCCUUAAUGUCCCAAGCCAUGAGGCAGCCGCAGUGAAGGAGAAGGCUGACUUCUUCCCGCCUAUGGACAGGCUAGACCUGAGUGAGCUCCGCAAAUCCAGCGCCUCCUCCGAGAACUGGCCCAGUGAGGAGGAGAUCAAGCGCUUCUGGAAGCUGAGGCAGGAGAUCGUGGAGAACGAGAAGGUGGAUGUUCUGGAGAAGAAGCUCUUGGCUGUUGAGCUGCCUCCAAAUCUCAAGGCAGCACUAAAUGCCAAGGAGAAAAGGCACCAGAAGCCAGUACCCACAGGCAGAAAGAAGUCCACCUCCUUCAAAGGAAUCUUGCCCAACCUCCCUUCAGUGUACCAAAACACAAUGCGUACGAAAAGGCUGGAUGACAGUCGUAUGCCGACUCUCCGGGAACUCCAAGAAAAGGAGACACUGCUGGAGCAGCGGAGGAGAGACAAGAGAACUUUGCAGGAGUGGAGAGAGCAGACCCAGCUGAUGAGGAGCAGGAGGGAGGUCAAUAAAUUCCAGCCACCACAUAGGAAUAUGAUGGCAUCAAAGAUCCCCUUUGCCACAGAUCUGAUAGACCAUGGGAAAACGCCAGUGAAUCCACUCGGGAAAAUGAAGGCCAGCAGAGAGAGGACAGUGCAGAGGAGUUUCAGCGCCUCACCGUUAGCAGACCUGGAGGAGAAGAUAAGGCGGCAUACACAGCAGAUCUGUGCUCGCAACUUUCUGGGUACCAACCCACUACAAGACAUGAAGAUAGCCAACCAGGACCUGGAAACUGCCAAGAAACUUCAAGAGGAAUUAAGGAAACUGAAGCUGGAGAUGACCUUGAACAAGGAACACCCAUUUGCAACUCUGUCUGGGAACCUUUCGCUUCACCCACCAGCAUCACAGCCUCAAAAUAUAUUUUUUAACACAAAAUACUAGGAAAGUGGUGUUGUCAGCAGGGAUGACAAGUACCUCCCACAGUGCAGAGCUGCAGGCCCCCAUGUGGU
Messenger RNA from Chionomys nivalis (European snow vole), 1705 nucleotides. It is a transcript of the gene Lrrc27, whose product is annotated as leucine rich repeat containing 27. The record is from RefSeq and is a predicted model, not a curated record. Bases 126 to 1637 code for a protein of 503 amino acids. The transcript is spliced from 11 exons. Lineage: Eukaryota; Metazoa; Chordata; Mammalia; Rodentia; Cricetidae. Gene Ontology annotation, molecular function: protein binding.